Messenger RNA from Recurvomyces mirabilis, 915 nucleotides. RefSeq lists its product as uncharacterized. Gene Ontology annotation, cellular component: plasma membrane; endoplasmic reticulum. Gene Ontology annotation, molecular function: monoatomic ion channel activity. Gene Ontology annotation, biological process: monoatomic ion transport. NCBI's taxonomy places the organism in Eukaryota, Fungi, Ascomycota, Dothideomycetes, Mycosphaerellales, Teratosphaeriaceae. The record is from RefSeq and is a predicted model, not a curated record. The transcript has 5 exons. Bases 1 to 915 code for a protein of 304 amino acids.
AUGAUUGUCGACCCCGUCCAGGCUUUCGCCACGGUCUCGUUGCCGUUCGCCACGAGCUCCGUCUCCGCCGUGCCAACUGUGGUGCCCACGCUCCCUGAGUAUCAGGAUGCCACCGAGACUGGCACCAGGACCCUGUGGGUUGUCAUGGUGGUCAUGCUCAUCGCCUCCAUCAUCUUCACCGGCAUGGCAUGGAACAUCCCAAUCUCCAAGCGCCUGUACCACGUCGUCACGAUCAUGAUCACUGUCUUCGCCACCCUGUCCUACUUCGCCAUGGCCUCCGGCCACGGCAUCGCUUAUCACCACGUCGUGGUUCGCGAGGCACACAAGCACGUCCCGGACACGACCUCCGACGUCUACCGCCAGGUCUACUGGGCCCGUUACGUCGACUGGUCCUUGACCACCCCUCUCCUCCUCCUCGACUUGGCUCUUCUAGCCGGUCUUAACGGUGGUAACAUCCUCAUUGCCAUCGUUGCCGACAUCAUCAUGAUCUUGACCGGGCUCUUCGCUGCUUUCGGUGCCGAGGAGACUCCUCAGAAGUGGGGCUGGUACGCCAUGGCUUGUGCCGCUUACUUGGUUGUCAUCUGGCAGCUCGCCUACCACGGCCGUGCCGUCGCUGCUGCCAAGGGUGGCAAGGUUGGUAGCUUCUUCGCUGCUAUCGGUGGCUUCACCUUGAUUAUCUGGACCGUCUACCCUAUCAUCUGGGGUAUCGCUGACGGCUCCCGCAACAUGAACGUUGACGAGGAGAUCAUCGCUUACGCCGUUCUCGAUAUCCUUGCCAAGCCAAUCUUCGGUGCCUGGCUCCUGUUCACCCACUCCAGCAUCCCCGAGACCAACGUCGACCUCGGCGGUUUCUGGUCCGAGGGUCUCAAGGGCGAGGGUGCCAUCCGUGUCGGUGAUGACGACGAGGGUGCUUAG